AUGGGUCGUUUAAAUGGAAAAGUCUUUGUUUUGUCAGCUGCAGGUCAAGGAAUUGGAAGAGCUGUUGCACUUAUGGCAGCCAGGGAAGGAGCAAAAGUAAUUGCAACAGAUAUUAAUGGAGAAACCUUGAAAGAGUUAAAUGGUGUUGAAGGUAUUGAGACCAGAGUGUUGGAUGUUGCUAACAAAGAAGCUGUAGAACAAUUUGCCAAGUCCAUUCCCCACAUAGAUAUUUUAUUUAAUUGUGCAGGGUAUGUUCAUGACGGAACUCUGUUAGACUGCGAUGAAAAGACAUGGGACUUUUCUUUCAAUGUGAAUGUUAAAAGCCUCUAUUACAUGUGUUCGCAGUUUGUUCCCAAGUUCAUUGAGCAAGUUACAGGGGGCAGUGUUGUUAACAUGGCAUCUGUUGUCUCUAGUAUUAAAGCCAAACAAAGCCGAUGUGUUUACGCUGCAACCAAGGCAGCUGUUAUUGGCCUUACCAAGUCAAUGGCACUUGAUUUUGUGGGACAUAAGAUACGCUUUAACAGCGUAUGUCCAGGCGCUGUAGAUACACCGUCACUGCGGGGUAGAGCUGCUGCUCGAGGGGAUCCAGAAAAGACCCUUGAAGAGUUCAAAUCACGUCAGAGACUUGGCCGCUUGGCCGAUGCAGAUGAAAUUGCCUAUCUGGUAAUUUAUCUGGCAUCCGAUGAGUCCAGUUUUGUGACCGGACAAGAGUUCAUCAUUGAUGGAGGCUCGAGUAUGUAA
Messenger RNA from Candidula unifasciata, 741 nucleotides. The record is from the annotation of a GenBank genome assembly. NCBI's taxonomy places the organism in Eukaryota, Metazoa, Mollusca, Gastropoda, Stylommatophora, Geomitridae.